Messenger RNA from Gallus gallus (chicken), 1394 nucleotides. It is a transcript of the gene MTNR1B, whose product is annotated as melatonin receptor 1B. Bases 87 to 1172 code for a protein of 361 amino acids. The transcript has 2 exons. Gene Ontology annotation, cellular component: membrane. Gene Ontology annotation, biological process: G protein-coupled receptor signaling pathway. Gene Ontology annotation, molecular function: melatonin receptor activity. NCBI's taxonomy places the organism in Eukaryota, Metazoa, Chordata, Aves, Galliformes, Phasianidae. The record is from RefSeq and is marked validated.
GCGCGAGCGGCGGGGCCGUUAAAAGCCUUCCCGCCCGCCCGCACGUUCAGUUAGUGGGGCCGCCGCGCGGCUGGCGGGCGUCAGCGAUGCUGGAGAAUGGAUCUCUGAGGAACUGCUGCGAGCCGGGCGGGAGGGGUCACUUCGGCUCGGCGGAGCGGGAGGCGGCGGCUGGAGGCGCCCCGCGGCCCGCCUGGGUGGUGACGGCUCUCUCCAGCGUGCUGAUCUUCACCACCGUGGUGGACAUUUUGGGCAACCUGCUGGUCAUCGUGUCCGUCUUCAAGAACCGCAAGCUCAGGAACUCAGGUAAUGCAUUUGUGGUGAGCCUGGCUUUGGCUGAUCUGGUGGUGGCCUUGUAUCCAUACCCACUGGUGCUCUUAGCUAUUUUCCACAAUGGAUGGACUUUGGGUGAAAUGCACUGUAAAGUGAGUGGCUUUGUGAUGGGACUAAGUGUAAUAGGCUCUAUUUUCAACAUCACUGCAAUUGCAAUAAACCGAUAUUGCUAUAUAUGUCAUAGCUUUGCCUAUGACAAAGUGUAUAGCUGUUGGAACACAAUGCUCUAUGUGUCCUUAAUCUGGGUAUUAACAGUAAUUGCAACUGUGCCAAAUUUUUUUGUCGGCUCUCUGAAGUAUGAUCCACGCAUCUAUUCAUGCACAUUUGUUCAGACUGCAAGCUCCUACUAUACAAUUGCAGUUGUGGUAAUUCAUUUCAUCGUCCCUAUUACUGUUGUGAGCUUCUGCUAUCUUCGAAUUUGGGUCUUAGUGCUUCAAGUUAGAAGACGAGUCAAGUCAGAAACAAAGCCAAGACUGAAACCAAGUGACUUCAGAAACUUUCUUACCAUGUUUGUGGUUUUUGUGAUUUUUGCCUUUUGCUGGGCACCUCUAAACUUCAUAGGACUGGCUGUAGCCAUCAAUCCUUCAGAAAUGGCACCAAAAGUUCCUGAAUGGUUAUUCAUUAUAAGCUACUUCAUGGCCUAUUUCAACAGCUGCCUUAAUGCAAUAAUAUAUGGACUUCUUAACCAGAAUUUUCGGAAUGAAUACAAACGUAUUUUAAUGUCACUGUGGAUGCCAAGGCUUUUCUUCCAGGACACAUCCAAAGGAGGAACUGAUGGACAGAAGAGCAAGCCUUCUCCUGCUUUAAACAACAAUGACCAAAUGAAAACUGACACCUUGUAAAGGGGUGAUGGUUAAUGCAGAAGUUUGUCAUGGAGAGCUUCAUUGAUAGAGUUGCAAUGUUCUAGUCAUUCUUGCUUACUCUGGGGGACCUUUCACUUGGAUGGUACUUUGUGACUGGAAUAUUGUCUUCUUGGUAAAGCACAUUGCUCACAAUUCAUAAUUUAUACAAGAUAUCAAUUGAAAAUACAUUUCAAAAUUAAAGCAGCAGAUGAGUGCAAACUA